Doryrhamphus excisus (bluestripe pipefish) is the source of this 1548-nucleotide messenger RNA. RefSeq names its product kininogen 1 (gene kng1). Gene Ontology annotation, cellular component: extracellular region; blood microparticle. Gene Ontology annotation, biological process: negative regulation of blood coagulation; positive regulation of cytosolic calcium ion concentration; negative regulation of endopeptidase activity. NCBI's taxonomy places the organism in Eukaryota, Metazoa, Chordata, Actinopteri, Syngnathiformes, Syngnathidae. The record is from RefSeq and is a predicted model, not a curated record. Gene Ontology annotation, molecular function: cysteine-type endopeptidase inhibitor activity.
GUGUGUGUGUGCAUCCUCCCUGCCCUCCUGUCCUGUGUGUUGAUCACACAGUGUGUCAUCAUCCUUCUCCGGAUUCCCACCUACAUUUACAGGAAAGCUUCAUUCAGUCAAUCCAUUCCAGGGGGGAAGAGGAAUCAAGUCCAAUCGGAUCGACCCAGUAACUAGCUGAGCAGAACCAAGCACAAUGAGGACUGGAGUGUGUUUAUGUGUGUUGGGCCUGCUGGGUCUGGUCAGCGUUGGUGUUGGCCAGGAGGCUGGGGACGGCCAAUCUGGCAUUCACAUCUUUUGCGAUGACCCGUCUGUUGAGAAGGCCGUGAGCAGCGCCUUGGAAAAGUUCAAUGAAAGGUUGAACAGUGGAUACAAGCUGGCCCUCUAUCAGAUAUUAACAGCCCGCAAGUCAGAGAACGGCUCCAACAAUGUCUACGCACUACAGUUCACCAGCAGGAGGAGUGACUGCAUGGCAGGAAGUACCAAACUUUGGACAGACUGCAACUACCUGCCAUACGGACACAAAGACCCACUCUCAUGCAACGCUACAGUCCACAUGACAGACGACAAAACAAACACUGAGUAUGUGCACUGCACGCGAGGUGACUACAUCCACCCGGAGAGAGCUUCUUGUCUGGGCUGCCCAAUGCCGAUUGAUGAGAACUCAGAGGACCUUAAGGUUCCGCUGUCUGUCUCCAUCGUGAAGUACAACUCCAUCUCCAACUCUACACACCUGUUUAAUAUUCACAGUGUCGAAAGCGCCACCAGACAGGUUGUGGCAGGUUUCCGAUUUAAACUGAGAUUCGACAUGCGGAGGACCACCUGUGCCAAGGCUGAACACAGCGACCUCAGUGACCUCUGUGUGCAUGAUGACCAAAGCAUGGAGUUCAUUAACUGUAACUCCACAGUAGAUGUAGCACCAUGGAGAUUUGAGACCCCACAGGUCAACAUCAUAUGUGAAGAAGGUGCCCUGCCUCCUCGGAUUGAGGCGUUCAGCAGGCGUUUGCCCCCUGGCUGGACUCCAUUUAGGGAGGCUUUACAGCCCUCCCUUGCUCCCACAUUGGCAUCUGGCAAGGAGGAAUCAUCUGAGGAGGACGCAACAGCGUCCCCCACUGCUGGAGCUGCAGAAGCUGAGAAUGGAGACCCCUUCCACUGCCCAUCUAAGCCAUGGAAGAAGUUCCAACCAGUCCAGACUGGCACACCGGCACCUCCUACAAACAGGCCUCUCCUUCUCGAAGACGUGCUGGCAUGAAUGCGUCUUCAAAGGAACAUAUAUAGUUCAAAAUAAUCUCUUCCCUCGCAUGCAUUGUCCUAACGUAUUGUAGCGUUUUAUAAGUGUAAUGCAAAACUAAGAAUUGUAAUCCAUCUUGUCAUGACAGAAAAAAAAACACUUGAAACACACAAAAACAGGAAGCAAAAGUAAGUUGAUAUCAGUUCAUUGACUUCAUUAAAAUAAGUAAUGUGUUUUGUUUCUUGCUCUACAAAGAUUCCCUGCAAUCCCUGCAAAGUCCAUUAUUUGUUGUGCAUUUUUAAUGGAAUAAACAUUUAUUUCAGCCCCUA